AUGUCGGGCGGGCCCCCCAAGGCCCUGCAGUCCACGGGGCCCCACUCGCUGCGCGACAUGCCGCACCCGCUGGCCGGCUCCAGCAGCGAGGAGGCCGUGGGUGGCGACAGCACGCCCAGCCCGGACCUGCUGAUGGCCCGCAGCUUCGGCGACAAGGAUCUCAUUUUACCCAAUGGUGGUACUCCGGCAGGCACUUCAAGUCCAGCUUCUUCAUCUUCCCUUCUCAACAGACUGCAACUUGAUGAUGACAUUGACGGUGAGACCAGAGAUCUCUUCGUCACAGUUGAUGAUCCCAAGAAGCAUGUGUGUACCAUGGAGACCUAUAUCACAUAUCGGAUCACCACCAAAAGUACGCGGGUGGAGUUCGACCUGCCAGAAUAUUCUGUUCGUCGAAGAUACCAGGAUUUUGACUGGUUGAGGAGCAAACUGGAAGACUCCCAGCCCACUCAUCUCAUUCCCCCUCUUCCAGAGAAAUUCGUGGUGAAAGGUGUUGUGGACCGGUUUUCCGAAGAGUUUGUGGAGACCAGAAGAAAAGCUUUGGAUAAAUUCUUGAAAAGAAUCACAGAUCACCCCGUGCUCUCCUUCAAUGAGCACUUUAACAUUUUCCUCACUGCCAAGGACCUGAACGCCCACAAGAAGCAAGGGAUGGCCCUGCUGACCAGAGUGGGCGAGUCCGUCAAGCACGUCACCGGAGGCUACAAGCUGCGAAGCCGGCCUCUGGAGUUCGCGGCCGUAGGCGACUAUUUAGAUACGUUUGCCCUCAAACUCGGGACCGUCGAUCGAAUAGCCCAGCGGAUCAUCAAAGAAGAAAUCGAGUACCUGGUGGAGCUGAGAGAGUACGGGCCUGUGUACUCCACGUGGAGCGCCCUAGAGGGUGAGCUGUCCGAGCCUCUGGAGGGCGUGUCGGCUUGUAUCGGAAACUGCUCCACGGCUUUGGAGGAGCUGACGGAUGACAUGACGGAGGACUUCCUGCCUGUGCUCAGGGAAUACAUCUUAUACGCUGACUCCAUGAAGGGCGUCUUGAAGAAGAGGGACCAAGUGCAAGCAGAAUACGAGUCCAAGCUGGAAGCUGCGGCUCUGCGGAACGAAGACCGCCCCAAGGUGCCAGCCGACGUGGAGAAAUGCCAGGACCGGAUGGAGUGUUUCAAUGCCGACCUGAAAGCGGACAUGGACAGGUGGCAGAACAACAAGAGGCAGGACUUCCGCCAGUUGCUGCUGGGGAUGGCUGACAAGAACAUCCAGUACUAUGAGAAGUGCCUCAUGGCGUGGGAGUCGAUUAUCCCACUUCUGCAGGAGAGACAAGAGACCAAGUAAGUCCUCCUUGGGACAGAGACUCUUCCACCCACACCGGGCACGGCUUCCAGUACGGAACAUCCCCGAGGAGUCAGAGAGACGACGUUGGGAAAUCAACCGCAGAGACAUCUCUACUCUGUAUAUUUCUUUACCUCUCCCCCCUCCCCAUCCUCACAGGUAUUUUUAAUUCCUAUUUAUUCCCCGGUGGAGUCUCUGAGGCUACCACAGCCCUGUCUCAGCAAAAGAAACGUACCUCCGUGUUAUGAAGGAGCCUAUGAAGCGGAACACUAAGAAAACUGGAAACUGAACGACAAGACAGCCGACAUCAUUGUCACAGUUUUCCACGGGGCCAGCCAAGUUGCCCGUUGUAAGACUCCAGAUCCCAUGAUUUUCAGGACAUGAGGGAGGCACAAGGGAAGCAGAGGGCAGUUGCUGCUUCCCAUGGUGUGGCCUGGAAUUGGCCUUGGCAGACGUGGACUUGUCUCAGCCAGGAAGGAGGCGUUGGCACCUCCUUGGAACAGCCCUUAAUGUACAGUGGCCUGUAGCUGCGUGCAUGGCCAGUCGCUGUGAGUGUGGCCUGCUGCCUGCUUGUGAUGAGGGACACCACCUGUUUAUCGUUGGUGAUGAAUGUGGUUUGUGUGUGUGGUUCAUGACGGAAAUCAGCCUAGCGUCUGUCUGUCCAAAUCGGCAUCUGUAUCCUUCUGUGCUGCAUGUGAGGCCAAGGGGCCUCUGCUCCCUGAACUUGUUUCUGACACAACAGUGUGAUAGUUUGGAAACUGCCUUUGUGUAAAAUGAAAAAAGGGGAGAGAGAGAAAAAACGGUGCAUCUUUCUCUGUGAAGUUCUUAAAUGUUGCCUUGUUGCUCCUGCAGUGACUUCAGAAUAGACCUUAGGCCUGUCAGGGAUGCGCGUAGUCUUGAAGUCAGAGCAGUCCCGGUCGCUCACGUCAGUGACAUGCCAAGCCCCGCCUCCAGUGUCUGCUUUGUGCAAUUUGCCUUUGCCUCCGCCCAGAUACCUGCUCAGCUGUUUCCCACUGGCGCCACUGGAUGCACAGACAACCUGGUGCUGAGGAGAGGCUGGGCUGUCAUAUUGUUAGGAGCCAUUCGACGGUUGUCAACUAAAUGUGAAUGUUGGACAUGAAAUGCUUUUACACGUACGGUUUCCUGGUUCCAGGAGGAGGAAGAGCCUUCUGGCCCCUGGGAAGAGUUACAGCCCGGAGCCCCCAGGGGCUCUGCCCCGUAGGGUCAUUGUUGCAGUCGAAUCGACUGGAUCGCAGGGUUUUUUUUGUUGUUGUUUUUUUUAAUUUCAGGCAGAAAAGUCAGUCUUUGGACAAGCCUCUACGAUGACUCGUGUAACAGAGAAUUCUCUGCUCCAGCUUUGGCUAAAAUCUCGAUUUGCAGCCAAAGAACUUGGCAGGUCCUGGCUAUGUCUAACACUUUCAUGUCAAACCAUUAACCAGUUUUACUUCUUUAAUCCAACCAGACAGAAAGUUUGUUUUCCACCUCACCGCCACACCCAGCCCCCCAAACCUACUUGUGUAUUGAAACUGUGUGUGUUUGUGUAAAUUUCACCUGUGACUCAUCCCAUAAAAUUAUAAAUCUGAACCUCAAAUAAGUGGUAAUACCACCCCCCCUUCCAGACGACACAGCUGUGCUAAGGUGUUGCUUCAUGCUCCGGGGGACUUGCAUGUUGGAUUCACUCGGUCCCACUUCUGCCCACAGACUUGACCUUGGAUCCAGCACCGAGUUCCCAUCGGGACUGUGGUUGGAUGGCACAGGACACUGUAGUUGUGUGUCAUCGUGUUUGAUAAUCCCAGUUCCAGUGAUCGUUUUCAUCUCCCUCGGGACUUGCCUGUGCCAACAGACCUGCUUUGUGCCCACCCUAAACCCCGAUGUGAAUUUGAAGUUUGGUCUACUUAGUCACGAGUCGUUGAAGUGGAAGGGUAAGAGCAGUCCAUCUACCCCUCGGGGUGAUUCAGCGUUUCUUGCUACCUCGAAACCCGUCCUGUCGGUGUGGAUCUGGGUGUCUGGGUCUGGCCUGACCGGUUGCGGUAGAAUCGUUGUGCAUGUCCAUGGAUGAUUGGCGGGAGGCACCAGCCAGACGGGCAGCACAUGCUUCCCCUUGGAGAAGUGUGAAGCUUUGCCGUAUGGAGUGCGUGCUCGCCAAAUACCGCCCAGCGUAACCCACACGUAGAACUGGGGAACGAUGGAAACCUAGAACCGACCUACUGGUUGCCAAAGUGCAGGCACAUUCUUGUGUACUGGCUCUGUGGGAAAGAAGGUAGCUCUUAGGGGAGGGGGGAUUUAGUCUUUCCCCGAGAGGAGAUGGGGGGCCGGGCAUCGGGGUGCACCGCCAUACCCCUCUCAUGUUUGAGGAACUGAAGGGACUGAGGAGUGUCUAUGAGUUUGGGGUGCUGUGUGGUGCUCCUGUGCUUUGAGACACCAACAAGAGCUGAAGGGAUGCGGCGGGCCGCUCUGGAGAGGGGGUCUUUCCAGAGAAGAGACCUCUGCGCCUUUCUUCAGCCCCGCCCAGAAGGGGAGGGUUAGUAGGACGGGAAGGAGGCUCUCUGGGCCUGCACAUGCUAACAGCUCCCUUGACCUCAGGGCCAGCCCUCCCCAGCAGUCACCUCUUCACCUUGGCCAGCACUCAGCCGAUUCCUUCGAAGAAAUGUCUUGGAGAUUUCUGUGCCAAAGACUGCCUGGUGGCAUUUCUUCACCCCCUCCUCGGCUCCAUGGGGUCUUGGUUCUGAGCUCCCCGACUCCUCUUACACGUGCUUCCCAGGAGUGUUGCGCUUGGGGGGGUGUCUUCCUCAAGGCAGGUAGAGACCGGCUUUGAGCCUUGAUGGGACCGGCUGUGGGAUGGAAGAUCAUCCCCGACAGCUGCUUUGAGCCUAAGAAGUAGAAGGUUUAGCUCGCCACAGAUGACCAACCCAGGUGAAGGAAGAAGAAAACGCCAAAAAGCAGAGCAGAUUUUAGAGAUACAAAGGAUGUUUGAGGUCCGUGUAGCAGAUAAGCAACCCCCACUCUGCUCCUGCCAGUGUGGUGGGUCUGUUAGAAGACUCUAAGUGAGUCUGCCCAAAGCAAAGAACCGCAGCUUCUAGAGGAGGAGGGAUGAUACGGUACAGCCAGGGUUAGGGCUGGGGUUACUCUUUCCCCUGGCGUGGCUAAAGGUCCCUGGUGAACUUGGACGAAGUACGAUUACGGAGGUCAUUGCCGUGAUGUCUCGCCAUGCUGCUUGACGAACUCACCUGAUCCCUUUCUUUAGCGGGAAGAAAACAAACAACCCAGCACAACUCUGAGGACUGUGGUGAACGUGAGAUGUCUGCGGUACCAAAUUCAGCCCCGCCCGGAGUGGACUCUAGAUGUUGAACCGAAAUGUGUCAGUGUUUUAUAGUCGCCCUUCCACGUGAGGAAGGGCAAGGCACACUUGUUGCUCUCACCCUGUGAGACUACCUCUUGUGAUGGGACCAUCGGAAGUUCCUCCUUAAAGAAAGGCAUGCUGGCCAUGUAGCCGUCUGCAAAGAGCGUUUCUAGCUUGGGAAGGUACUGGCCCAAGGGUCAUGCAGAGCUGAAGUGACGUGUCCCUACCAUUGGCAGUGUUGAAAUCCGGGGCUCGUUCGGAUAGCGUUGAUCGGAGGGUAGAAUAGUCCUCGUGCAUUCCAUUCUGAGCUGGCCGGUGAGAGAGGAGGUAACAUGAGGUCAAGAGCAGCCUUCUAGGUCUGUGUUGGCCCGUCUGUUUGGGCUUGGGAGACGGGGCAGUCCAGGGGCCUACUUUGGGUCAGUAGGCUUACUGACCACCCUAACGAGUGCAUCCUCUCAGAAGAUUGGCUGCCUGUGGUGAGGGCAGGACAUAUCCACCCCAGACCUUGCCUUCUCAGAUGCCUUGUUGAGGACCAGUGGAAACAGGGUAAUACAGUUAGAUGGCUGAGGGAAAACUGCUUUGGCUGCCCUCAGUUACAGACUUAGGUUGGAAAUGUGGGUUGGCCUCUGAUUUUCCAUAGUCUUCAAGGUGGCAGCAGAGUGGGCAUGCCUCCCCACUGACGUUUUCGCUAUUCUGGAAAUUAGAGAGGAUGCCCUCUCUGGAGUCAAAGUUAUGAGUUGAGCUAGGUGUGUGGGACUUGUCCUUCUUGGGAUUUUUUUUUAAUUGAGUGUCUAAACUAGGAAUCUGAUUUUUUUUUCUUUUGUAAACCAGCCCACCUUUAUAAGUUGUCUCUAAUUGUUUUAAUAUUGUCUGGUCCUCCCCAGAGGGGCUCAGAGUGUCGAGGGACUAUCUGGCUGAGAACUUGGGAAGAGAGGGGUGAUAGGGUGAGGUUAAUGGUUCUUCCUUAAUCCUGUGUGUUUGAAAAGCCUCGUCGUUUACUAGAGCAACUCUAUCCAACCACUAAGAUGUUUGUCUCAUAUGUAAACAUUCUGUGUGUUUAGCACUUGCAGAUCAGCAAAUCCAGAAUUGUAAAAAUGUCACUGUUAACAGCAGAACUGUGCUUUCUGAACAUUUGUGAGCACCUGCUAAUAUGCCUUAUUUUUCAAGUUUUUUUUUUUUUUUAAGUUCUGGGUAGAGUUUUAGAAAUGUAAUCUGCUCUUCAUCUUGAACUGUUAUAGGUAUAACAUAGCUAGUCCUCAGUCUCUGUAAAGAAACAAGUGAGUAAAGCUCAUAACUAAGGCUGCCUAUUUGAAGGAGAAAGUGAAGUCAUGCUAUUGCCAAAUGAUAUUUUUAGAUAAUGGGAGGAAACACAGGGACCACAGAACCUCUUUAUAUCGUAAGGUAUGGAAGGAUUUAGUGCCUUUUUAGCAUGGAUAUGGUUAUCAGCACCUGCAAAUCAUUGAUACAAAGAAGCCUAUAGAUUUAUCCUGAUGGUGCAGAACAACUUGUAAAGAUUAUUUUGCACCUUGGGGCAGUAUGUGGCUAGGAAUUCUCCACAGGUUGAAAUGCCAAAAACAGCAAGCACAUGCUGAACUCACAGAAUUGUGUCCAUUUUACCAGCAGAGCUUUUCCUCCCAAAACCAGUGGUGAAGAGUCUUGCACCUGCCCCUCUCCCAGCAACCCCAAGGCCCGCUCUCUCUCACCAGGCUCUGCCAGAGCCGGCGAUGCCACUCCACAGCCCUGUUGGACCGUCUUGCUCAUAAGCUCAGACCAACCCUUCAUCAGCAAAUACAGAGGGGAGGGGAGGGAUCUCUUCUCAGUAGGUAUACACUGGGAGAGAAGACAGUGGGCUGUCAACCAACCUGAGCCAGCGGUCAGCUGGGCCUUCACGAGACGACAAACCAGCAUCUCUCAACCAUCAGCACUGGCCUUGCAGAGUCCCCCGGGCGUGGGGUGUGGGGCUUGCCCACUGCACCUCUGCCUGUCUGCUCCCUCCAUCUCUCGUGAGGGGGGGAUGCGUGGAGAGAGACACGAAUCGCCAGCCAACUUUCUUAACUUCAUGUCGAAGACCAGAUCGCAUCUUGUGCUGUGGUCAUGUCCCAGUUACGGACUGUCUCAUUUUUAAGCAUAGUUGUGUUUGAAAUUUAACAAAGAAAGUUCUUUCUGAUGUAUUGGUCAGGUCCUCCGUGUAAAUGUCGCCGUCCUCUCUCACCCAUGCUGCCCUUGAAGCCAAACCCAAAGCUGUGAAAACAGACGUGCUUGAGAAAAGCAGUGUGUGUAGCUGAAAGGCGAUUUCUUUGCAGAGUCUAGUCUUUGUUUCCCGAAGCCACCCAGCUUUAAAAAGAAUGUCACGUUUUCUUCCGUCCUGAAACCCCAGAGACUUGUAAGAAGGGGGAAAAUUGUUUUGUUGAAUUUUUUAUGUUGGCACGAGGUUUUUGUCCACCCUUUUAAUUUUGUUUCAUAUAUCUGUGUAUUAAAAAUGUUUACUAUGGAAUUAAGGUAAGAGCAAAAAAAAAAUUUGUAUUGCUUGAUACACUAUUAGCUUGUAAAUAUUUAAAAGUUUCUUUACCUCAAUUAACUUAAAGUAAUGGACCAAUAAACCUAUAAAAGAUGGUUUUUCUUUA
Molecule: messenger RNA, 7275 nt
Organism: Echinops telfairi (small Madagascar hedgehog)
Lineage: Eukaryota; Metazoa; Chordata; Mammalia; Afrosoricida; Tenrecidae
Gene: SNX30
Product: sorting nexin family member 30
Exons: 9
Coding region: 1-1314 (437 amino acids)
Molecular function (GO): phosphatidylinositol binding
Source: RefSeq, a predicted model, not a curated record